AUGAAUUACAACAAUUCAGUACUUAUAGGCAAUUGGAGUGAAGAGAGGCUUAAAAAUGAGUACGAUUUUAAGAUAUUUCUUAGAAAACGAGAUAGACGAGAGCUGUUGCUUCAGCGUUCAAGAACUUUAUUCAGCAAUUUACUAAAAGAGAGGCCCCUUGCUAUAAGUGGCACUUUUGUUCUUUUUGGAUUUAAUGUUCAAGUGGUUGCAUCUGAUAUGCCUGUCCAGAAAGGUUCAGUUGGAAAACCUCAGUAUGGAUUGGCUUUAUCUUCUUUAGUCAACGAGCGUCAGGUGGAUUUCAUGCAAAAUAUUAACGACGGUUGUCUCAUGACUUUAUCACCGAUUACUACGCCCUGUUGUAGGAACACUUUUGUUAUACUCAGUACGGAAGAUACAAGUCUCCACGGGGUUAAAAUGAAUUAUGGUGACGAAUUUUUACUAAGAGCAGAAAACUAUGGAGAUCCACAGGCUGCUCCCUUGUACGUGCGAUAUACGCCAGAAGGUGUGCCGGGUCCUGCAGACAGAAUGCCGAUCCAGCUUAGUGCUAUAUUAGAUAGCAAUUGUCGAUGGACUACUAUGCCUCUCCUUCCUUGCGAUCGUCUUGAAGGACUUGGCAGUCCGAUUAAGACAAAUGCGAAACUUGUCAUAAAAAAUUGCGUUGCCGAUAAAAGUUUAUGCGUCAUGAAUCAAAAUUGGAUGCAAACAUUUUUUGGUCCAGAAUGUGGGGUAACGUGUAGGGAUUACAUCGACAUUCAUGGGCGGUACACGGCUGAAAAUAUAUUUUCCUUAGUCAGCGAUGUGGAGACUAAGAAGAAGGAUUAA
Danaus chrysippus (African queen) is the source of this 822-nucleotide messenger RNA. The record is from the annotation of a GenBank genome assembly. NCBI's taxonomy places the organism in Eukaryota, Metazoa, Arthropoda, Insecta, Lepidoptera, Nymphalidae.